Messenger RNA from Alternaria novae-zelandiae, 1008 nucleotides. RefSeq lists its product as uncharacterized. Gene Ontology annotation, biological process: carbohydrate metabolic process. Gene Ontology annotation, molecular function: cellulose binding; cellulase activity. Gene Ontology annotation, cellular component: extracellular region. The coding region runs from base 1 to 1008 and encodes 335 amino acids. Lineage: Eukaryota; Fungi; Ascomycota; Dothideomycetes; Pleosporales; Pleosporaceae. The transcript is spliced from 3 exons. The record is from RefSeq and is a predicted model, not a curated record.
AUGCGGAUUCUUCUUCUCUCCGCUGUCACGUCGACCUUCUUCGCUUUUGCCUACGGCGCUGGAAGUGCCGUCCAAGGCACCGGGUCAACCACUCGUCAGUGGUCCUGUUGCAAGAACUCCUGCUCUUGGCCCGGCAAAGCUCUUGUCGACAAGCCAGUCCUGACGUGCGACGCGAGCGACAAUCUCCUCGACAACUACAACAGGCGCGACGGCUGCGAAAGUGGCGGUGGCUCAUAUGCAUGCUCUGAUCUCAGCCCAUGGGCUGCGAGUAACGACUUGGCGUAUGGCUUCGCCGCAGUCAAUCUUGCAGCUUCGAACGAAUCCGCGUGGUGUUGCUCUUGCUACUCUCUGACGUUUACUUCCGGGCCAGUCAACGGAAAGAAGAUGAUCGUCCAAGUCACGAACACCGGGUCUGAUCUAGGAGAGGAUCAGUUCAACAUUGCCAUCCCUGGUGGUGGUGAAGGUUCUACCCAAGGAUGCACGAAGCAAUAUGGCGGCGCGGAUGUCUGGGGUCAAGACUAUGGUGGCGUAGCGCAUCGCGACGACUGCGACGCCCUCCCUUCUGCGCUGCAAGCUGGCUGUUACUGGCGGUUCGACUGGUUUCGAGGAGCUGACAAUCCUUCGGUCAACUGGGAGAAGGUGAAGUGCCCUGAAGCUUUGUCUGGCGUGUCUGGCUGCCGCCGCAACGAUGACCCAAUUCCGGGGCAGAAUACUCCUUCGCCGACGCCUACAACAUCCGCCCCCAUAUCUUCUGGUACUGUACAACCGGGAGGUCAAUGUGGUGGCAAGUCUUACAAAGGUCCCACCCGAUGCGUAGGAGGCACCGUCUGUACCUACGUCGACGAGAAUUCGUACUAUUGCCUCGCGGACCCAGCUAACACAAGAACAACUCCAACGACUACAACCUCUGCUAGUGCCGCACCUACCAUCGGCCUACCAUUACUCGCAAUGUCAGCCACCGGUCUCAUCUCAGAGAUCCACCAGCACGCGAACUCAGACAACUGCUAG